AUGUCUCAAAAUCAGCCUGUGUAUAUAAGUCUCCCUGGUGGGAUGCAAUCAGAACGACGAUCUUCAUCGGCUUCGGAAAGAUCGACACAAGCAUCAUUGGCCUAUGAGAAUACGUCUUCACAAACUUCAAACCAUAUGUCUCAAGACGAUGAAGAAGAUGACGAGCAAAGCGAAGCAGGUUCGGAGGACCUCCCCAUAAGAGAACCAGCCUACACCACCCAAGAACUGGUCGCCAUCAUUCUGGACUUUUACAACUUCCUUACAACUCUUCACUUUGAUGCUGCAAAUCUCAAAACAGCUCCCCCAGAAGGAUGGCCGAGCCUCACACCUGAAGUUCUAUCAAUCUUAGACAAAUCCGAAUACAUUCUCGACCUCAUCCGUCACAUCCCUUACUUCAAACAGUCUUUCUGGUCCAUUGGCUUCCUCUACAAGUCCCAGCUGUGCGACAUCCCAGAGUACACGCUCAAGGACUUUGAGGAAGAGAUGUGGUGGACGGAAGACUAUGAAUUUGUUUCAACAAGAGGUGAAGCAGACGGAAGACACUUUAUCCGUCUUGCCGAAGGAAGAGAAAGCGGUGGCCGUAUGGUAUGGCUAAACGCCAAGGAUGGCGAGAUUGUUGACUGCGAUAUAAGAGGCGAUCCUGAAGAUCCGGUAGAUAUCCAGGUUUAUUUCAACAGCCUCAAGGAAAGAUAUCGAAAGCUUGAAUUGUUUCCCGGUCCUCCUAGUAUUGUUACUCAAGAAUACGAGGAAAUGCCCGAGUGUGACGAAACAAUCACGGAAGCAGAAUUUCUAGAGCAGGGGCCAGAAAUUUCUAUUGUUGAGAACGUCGAUUUUGGUAGGAAGCUUUAUCGUCGAUUCGGAUGGCCUGAUGCUUUUCAAAGGGAAGAAUGCUGGAAGGAAGUCGAGAGGCUACAAGAUGAGAUGAACGAUAUGGAUGACAGUAUUUGGGAAGGGACUCCUUUGUACGGUCGACAAUGA
Messenger RNA from Fusarium venenatum, 978 nucleotides. RefSeq lists its product as uncharacterized. Lineage: Eukaryota; Fungi; Ascomycota; Sordariomycetes; Hypocreales; Nectriaceae. The record is from RefSeq and is a predicted model, not a curated record.